UAUACACCUGUAAACACAGGUAAACUAUCGGAAAGUGAUCAGGUACAGGUGUGAUACGUACAAGUAGCGUUGUACAGGUAAAAACGCUACGAAGGAUGAUUUAAACACUAUCGUAAAGAAACACCAGUACAAAUACUGGCAAACUAAAAGGGCAACGUGAUACGUACGAAGGGCUGGUCUGCAUGUCAAGAUGGCGACUGCUGAACUGCGGAGUUCCUUUGCCCCUUUAAUGGGAGGUACAGCAUACCGCGCAAGCAAAUUCGACACUCCUUAUGGAUUAAGACCGGAUGUUGAGAAAAAGGAUGUUACAAUAAAACAGGAACCGGAAAGACUUCCGAAAAUUGUGUUAAGGGAUAGUGCGGGACACCAGUUGAACACAUUUACCACGCUACAGGAAGCGAUUUACCGGGCAGAGUUGAAUGUCCGAAAGUCCCGAAUAGGGGCUACUGCACAGGAAUGGCGACUACCGCAUGGUCCACUUCCGGCAAAACCAGAUUAUUCUCGAGCCGGCCCAACCAUAUCAACAUAUCGGCAAAAAAUUAAUAAUUUGAAGAGUAAAAAUCGAAGAGUUGCCAGAAGCUUUCCCGAGUAUCCCAUUUACAAGGAAGUUGAUGUAGACGAUGUGGCCUUCGUAGCAGAAAGCCUGAACCACCUUCCACAAGUCCCAUCCUUGUCCUUUCUGCGUCAAGAAUUCCUGGCCCAGCCAAAGCGUUACUACCCCAUUGUAAACAGUAUUCUGUUACAUCAGAAACUGCUGUCGGAAACGGACAAACGUGAUCCAGAGUACACAUUCCCUGGGUUCUGUUUCGGAUGUCGACAGCACAUGUUGUGUCCGGGAUGUGAUAGGACAUCAAAACCUCACUAUCACCUUGACAAACUGUACAAGACGACGGGUGGCCUCCCUCAAGCGCGAACCCUUCAAGAAGAACUGAAAAAACAUUACGGGGACAACUGGCGGCUAACCCUACCCGACCUUCUUGUACGCAAAACAUCCAAAGUGCCCAGUCUGACCAAGGAGGAAAGGCAACUGAUUGAGGAGGAGCUAGACCGUAACUUAAGAUCUGGGAGUGAACAGGGACAGAAGAACUUUCUACCCCCUAUACCAUCAGCUAGUGGUCGAGAUGAGAGGAAAGAGGAUGCUGGAACAGCUUCAGGGUCGAUUGAUACUGAGGAUGAGGGGAUACUGGCAGACAGACAGAGUCUCGGCUUCAAUGACGACGAUACUCAUACUCUCUCCAGCCAUGAUCAGGACAGGGGUCGGCGAGGGUCGAGGGGUCAAAGUUCAGACUAUGACAUUGACAAAGAUUCAGACAGUGAAGAUUUGAAAUACAAAGGUAUCGGCCCACGGAGCCGCACUGCAGGGAGUGGACAGGAGACUGACGAUGAUGAAGACAUGUCUGGUUACGCCAGCUCUCAGCGAACUGAGAGGAAAGGUCGUCUUUACAAAGCCCCAGCUGCAUUUAAAUUGAAACAGCGAAAGAAGCGCAUGCUGAAAACCCAGUCACCCUUCACCGCAGACAGAAACCUUAACUUACCUACUGGGCCUGGCUUUAAGCUCAAACAAAACUCAAAGAACACCACAAAGUUUGUGGACUUCGAUAAAAAAGACCACGCUUGGAAAGAGCCAUCCAAGUUUGAAUUGCAAAAAUCUGGCAAGGAUGGGACAAAGUUCUGGUCACCGAAAUCACAGAAGAAAAAAAAGCAUGAGAAACAUGGACGACACACGUCCCCUGACUCCGGACUGGACAGUGAUAAAAUGACCGAGUCGGUGAAGGAAGACGAUCAGGAGAUGCCACCAAAACCAUUGUCAGAAAAACCCAAACCACAGUUGGUCUCUACUCCUUCCUCUCAGCGAAUAGCAACAGAGAGACCCCCACCAGUUAAAAAAGAAAAGGUCAAGAAGGUCAGACGAGAGGUCAAGGACACAGAGAAAGCAGAGAAAAGACAACUGGUCAAUGGAGACAGGACUGAGAGCAAUGACUUUUCUCAAGUGCAAGUGGAGGAGGAGACGGAGGUCACGCUUAUCGAUAGUACAGAUGAGUUACCUCCCCUUACCAAUGGACAUAGGGAGUCACCAGAAUUACCUCCCAUUGAAAUACCCCCACUUCCAGAAUAUGUGGAAGAGAAAAAGGAUGUUAAGCUCAAGGAGAAUAAACGGACCCUCAUCAAGCCCAUCCCUAAACUCAAGGAGGCCAAGCUCCCUCCCCCACCAACACUUAAAGGACCAAAGAAAUCGGUACUAAGAACCCUACCGAAGAAGAAGGGCCGUGUGCCGUCUGCUGAGGCGCCAGUUACCAAAGAGGAGCUCAGUGAUAUGACAGAUCCGUUGGACUUUCUCACAAAAUACUGCAUUAUACAUAUGGACCGCCUGCCGUUUUAUGAAAGGAUAUUCAGUAAUAUCGUGGAGACACAGACUCCGCGAUAUGAACGGGUGCGGCCGUUGUCCCCGAGAACUGGAAUGCCUCUACCCCAGUCUGAGAUGCCACAGUGGGGAAAACACGAAAUCAACAUGUUUCAUGACCUGAUUGUCAUCAGUCGGGGACAAGACCCAGAAAAAAUCGGCCUGAGUCCCCCCGAGCAAUACCUGGAGAAGAUCUGUUACACGCUAGAGAUCCUCACAGACAAACGCAAGGACAUCUGCGCUGUUUUAGGUGAACUGGAAUCAACGAAGACCAAGAAAUUAGCAGAGAAAGCUAAGGAGGUUAUCAAAGAUAUUGUCAAACCCAACUUUACCCCUAAAGCACCAAAAAAGGGGAAGAAAAAGAAGAAAAAGAAGGGGCAGCAGUCAGUAGAGGAUUUUGAGGCUCCACCCCCACGCCUCACGUUAGCGGACAUCACGGAUGAAAUAAUUGUCAGCAGAAUUGAUGAAAAGACCAUGAAAAUGUUGUGUAAGGAGGCUGAUAUCUGUCAAAUCAAUCUGGAGAUGGAACGGUGUAACGAAAAACUUGACAACAUCGAGGAGAGGAUUGUACACUUAGAUGGUGAGAAGAACAUUUUAGGCAUGUACUGUAUGGAGGUGUAUUUCCUGGAGCAGUUGAACAAUCAGAAGCCAGUGGAUUUCCGCCGAGCUCAAAGCGCCCUCUACAACAAAAUCCACCCACAUCCUGAUGUUGAGAUGAAUGUGGACGAGCUGGAAGGCUCCCUCCAGAUCAUCAAUAAUAAUCUCCUUUCAACAAAGGAGUUUGAAUACUUAUUUCAUGUGCUCAAUUUACCUGGUAGGAGAAAAUUAAAUUUUCAGUUGUUCAGUAUCGUAGCGGCAUUAUCAGAAAAAGUCACACAGAUGGACCCCGUGGUCCGGAAGCUGAUCAACAAGAUGGACUAUCAUGCUCUGGAUCAUAAGAUGAACAGGUCAAAGGAUUUGUUUGCACUGAUCUGCGACGGAGAACCCACGCCUAGAGGAAACGCAACAGCAUCAAACUUGGCAGUGGAACUGACAGCCGGAGGACUGACACCAGAGCAUAUUAAAGUUGUACUGAGCAAGUUUAACCGGGAGGGAAGUGGCUACAUAGAUUUCAUGGACUUUGUCAUGUACAUCCCACUGUUUAUAGAAAUACACCAACGUAUCGUACAGAACCCGCUCGAUGUCAAAUUUACGUUCUGAUGAGUGUUAAAGUGCCAUCUGUGGGAAAUUACAGCACAACGAAGCAACAUCCUGGAGUUAGUCAUUAGGCUGAUAUGUGUCUGCUGUUGAACACCUUAUAUUUCUGUGAUAUUUUGCUGAACCUUAAAAUGUUUUGGAUAGUUUUCAGUAAAAACAAGUGUAACAUUGUACCAAGUAUUUGACCUCAGAGACCCUAAGUCCUUAUUAAUUAAGAGAAAUGAUAUGUUUCUCAUAUAACAUGACUUUUACUGAGUGUCGAAACACCAUCAAAUACAGUUAAUUAUUUACGCAUACGUAGUAGUAGUAAUUUAAAUUAAAAAGGUAGAAAUGUAUCCCUGCACCCUCACUAAAAUAUCUACUGUUCACAUCUCAAGCACAAUAAUUACUUUAGCAUACAACAUAGCCAUGGUCAGCUGAAUCAAUGGCAGUCAGAAAAUGCUAUGAACGCCAUUGUCCUUUUGUUGAGGUCAUAUAACUAUGACUGCCAUUUUAAAGUUGGAUACCACUGAAGGUCAUAGUUAGAUAGUAUAUACAAUGUAUAUAAGUUGUUCUAUUUAUUUAAGAACCACACAAAAGUAACUGUGCCGGCCGUCAAUCAACUUUACAACUUAAACCCUGCCAUCGUAUCUGAGCAUUGUCUUAAAGCUAACGGUUAUGAUGCAUGUCAGGCGUGUAGCUACCAUGUAAGCCAAUAAGCCUGGGCUUGCACAUGAUUUUGACAAGUAUAGGUUUUCAUGACAUUAU
Mizuhopecten yessoensis (Yesso scallop) is the source of this 4345-nucleotide messenger RNA. RefSeq lists its product as uncharacterized. Lineage: Eukaryota; Metazoa; Mollusca; Bivalvia; Pectinida; Pectinidae. The coding region runs from base 191 to 3601 and encodes 1136 amino acids. The record is from RefSeq and is a predicted model, not a curated record. The transcript has 30 exons.